AUGAUCAUCAUAUCGCCGCACAAUAACCUCCAUGCCCAUGACGGACAUGGAUUUGUCGAGGUGGGGUGUGGACAGAGCCUGGAGAUGAAGAGCCUGCUUUUGACUGUUACACUGUUCGUCCUGGUGACUGUCCUAUGUGCCCAGGAUGACCUGCCUUUCCUCUCAGAAGACAAGAACGUCUCAGGGAUCUGGUACAGGAAAGUCAUAGUGAGUGACCAGAACAUCACAGAGCCGAAGAGCCAUGUGGAAUCAUUCCCUUUUGUGGUGAGAGCCCUGGAAAAGGGAAACAUGGAGGUUACGGUCUUUUUCAUGUUUGAGGAGGAGUGCAAACAGAUUGAAAUCAUGCUGGAGAAGACAAAGAAGCCUGGCCAGUACAGUGCCUUUUGGGGCACGAAUCUCAUGUACAUCUAUGAACUGCCAGUGAUGGACCACUACAUCUUCUACAGUGAAUGCCAUUUUCUUGAGCAGAAAGUUUAUAUAGGAGAGCUCAUAGGGAAGGAUCCCACAGAAAACCAUGAGGCCCUAGAAGAGUUCAAGAAGUUCGCACAACAGAAAGGCUUCCCACCAGAAAACAUCAUUGUGCCUGAGCAGAGAGGAAAACCAAAAUGCUUCUCGCUUCACCUCGGAAUCCUUCCCCUCACAGUGUUCCUCUUGGUCUUCUUUGGCUAUGGGUUCCUGAGCCACAGAAGUCAGAAAUUGAGAGACCCGGGAGCUGUGACUAGGAUGGUCUACGCCCAGCCAAAGGUGCUAACACCCAGUAGAGAAGAUGUUCUUGUCUUGACUCCGUGGCUGGCUCCCAUCAUCUGGGAGGGGACCUUCAACAUCGACAUCCUGAAUGAGCAGUUCAGGCUUCUGAACACCACCAUUGGACUGACCGUGUUUGCCAUCAAAAAGUAUGUGGUGUUCCUGAAACUGUUCCUGGAGACAGCAGAGCAGCACUUCAUGGUGGGACACAAGGUCAUCUACUAUGUCUUCACUGACCGUCCUGCCGAGGUGCCGCAGGUGCCCCUGGGGGCAGGACGGAAGCUGGUGGUGCUGACCGUGCGCAACUACUCCCGCUGGCAGGAUGUGUCCAUGCACAGGAUGGAGAUGAUCAGCCACUUCUCUGAGCUGCGCUUUCUGCAGGAGGUGGAUUACCUGGUGUGUGCAGAUGUGGACAUGAAGUUUCAAGACCACGUGGGUGUGGAGAUUCUCUCAGCACUCUUCGGUACCCUGCAUCCUGGCUUCUACAAAAGCAGCCGAGGGUCCUUUACCUACGAGCGCCGGCCGAAGUCCCGGGCCUACAUUCCCAGGGACGAGGGUGACUUUUACUAUGCAGGGGGCUUCUUUGGGGGAUCAGUGGCAGAGGUGCACCGUCUCACCAAGGCCUGCCAUCAGGCUAUGGUGGAGGACAAGGCCAAUGGCAUCGAGGCCGUGUGGCAUGAUGAGAGUCAUCUGAACAAGUUCCUGCUGUACCACAAGCCUACAAAGGUGCUGUCCCCAGAGUAUGUGUGGGAUCAGAAGUUGCUGGGCUGGCCCUCCAUCAUGAAGAAGCUGAGAUAUGUGGCUGUGCCCAAGAACCAUCAGGCAAUCAGGAACAGAUAGCUGAAUUCCUAUCAGAGAGGCCAGGCUUAUAUCCAGGGUCUCUCCAGGCUGUGUGGAACUGGGAAGAUUUGAGAGACAUUCAUGAAGUGUUGCCAUCUACCCCACUUCAGGGUCUGGCAGGCCCAGUACCACUUGUUUUACCCUACACUG
This is a messenger RNA of Chionomys nivalis (European snow vole), 1734 nucleotides long. Its product is annotated as histo-blood group ABO system transferase-like. The coding region runs from base 1 to 1584 and encodes 527 amino acids. Gene Ontology annotation, cellular component: membrane; vesicle; Golgi apparatus. NCBI's taxonomy places the organism in Eukaryota, Metazoa, Chordata, Mammalia, Rodentia, Cricetidae. Gene Ontology annotation, biological process: carbohydrate metabolic process. The record is from RefSeq and is a predicted model, not a curated record. Gene Ontology annotation, molecular function: glycoprotein-fucosylgalactoside alpha-N-acetylgalactosaminyltransferase activity. The transcript is spliced from 11 exons.